GGAGGCCCAAGGGGGCGGAGGUGGGGUUGCCCGGCUCUCCGGAAGGAGACGUGGCGGCGGUUGGGCCCGGGGCUGCCUGGGUGCUUAGAAGUCCCGCCGCCUCCUCCUCCUCCUCCCCCUCCUCUCCUCUAUGGGAAGAGGAGGUUGUGGCGGCGGCUGGAGAAAUCGGCAGCGGAGGAUGGAGGAAGGAGGAGGCGGCGCGCGUAGUCUGGUCGCAGGCGGGCCGGUGUUAUUGGUCCUCUGCGGCCUCCUAGAGGCGUCCGGUGGCGGCCGAGCGCUCCCCCAGCUCAGCGAUGACAUCCCUUUCCGAGUCAACUGGCCCGGCACCGAGUUCUCUCUGCCUACAACUGGAGUUUUGUAUAAAGAAGAUAAUUAUGUCAUCAUGACAACCACACAUAAAGAAAAAUAUAAAUGCAUUCUGCCCCUUGUGACAAAUGGGGAUGAGGAAGAAGAAAAGGAUUAUAAAGGCCCUAAUCCAAGAGAGCUAUUGGAGCCGCUAUUUAAACAAAGCAGUUGUUCCUACAGAAUUGAGUCUUAUUGGACUUACGAAGUAUGUCAUGGAAAACACAUUCGACAAUACCAUGAAGAGAAAGAAAGUGGUCAGAAAGUAAAUAUUCACGAGUACUACCUUGGGAAUAUGUUGGCUAAGAACCUUCUAUCUGAAAAAGAUCAAGAGUCAGAUGAAAAGGAAAAAUCAAAAGAGAUUCCCACUAAAAAUAUCGAAGGUCAGAUGACACCCUACUAUCCUGUGGGAAUGGGAAAUGGUACACCUUGUAGUUUGAAACAGAACCGGCCCAGAUCAAGUACAGUGAUGUAUAUAUGUCAUCCUGAAUCUAAGCAUGAAAUUCUUUCAGUAGCUGAAGUUACAACUUGUGAAUAUGAAGUUGUCAUUUUGACACCACUCUUGUGCAAUCAUCCUAAAUAUAGAUUCAGAGCAUCCCCUGUGAAUGACAUAUUUUGCCAGUCCCUGCCAGGAUCACCAUUCAAACCCCUCACCCUGAGACAACUGGAACAACAGGAAGAAAUAUUAAGGGUGCCUUUCAGGAGAAAUAAAGAGGAAGAGUUGCAGUCCACUAAAGAAGAGAGAUUUCCAGCAAUCCACAAACCCAUUGCUGUUGGUUCUCAGCCUAUGCUCACUGUUGGAACAACCCACAUAUCCAAAUUGACAGAUGACCAACUCAUAAAAGAGUUCCUUAGUGGUUCCUACUGCUUUCAUGGGGGCGUUGGUUGGUGGAAAUAUGAAUUCUGCUAUGGCAAACAUGUACAUCAAUAUCAUGAGGACAAAGAUAGUGGGAAGACCUCUGUGGUUGUGGGUACAUGGAACCAAGAAGAGCAUAUUGAAUGGGCUAAGAAGAAUACUGCUAGAGCCUAUCACCUUCAAGAUGAUGGUACCCAGACAGUCAGGAUGGUGUCACAUUUUUAUGGGAAUGGAGAUAUUUGUGAUAUAACUGACAAACCAAGACAGGUCACUGUAAAACUAAAGUGUAAAGAAUCAGAUUCUCCUCAUGCUGUUACUGUAUAUAUGCUAGAGCCUCACUCCUGUCAGUAUAUCCUUGGGGUUGAAUCUCCAGUGAUCUGUAAAAUCUUAGAUACAGCAGAUGAAAAUGGACUUCUUUCUCUCCCCAACUAAAGGAUAAUAAAGUUUAGGGAAAGAAAAGAUCAUUGACAGUCAUGAUUUCUGUCCAACCAUGUGUCUCAUUGUAGAGUUCUCAGCCACUGAACCUCAUCUAAAGGAUCGUAUAAAAGGACUCUCAACCACUUUGUGAAUAUGUAUGUGUAUAUAAGAGGUUAUUGAUAAACUUCUAAGGCAGAUAAUUGUCUCACUUCUUUCAUUUUUGUUGUGUCUUAUGAACUGAUUGUGUUUCUUGCUUGGAUAAUGUGAUUCCAAAAUAAAUCUCAUCCAAGCAAUUCACAGUCCAGCCUAAUGAAAUAUCAUAACUGUACCUAUUGAAAGUUUUAAAAAAUAGAUUUAUUAUGUAAAUUAUAGUAUAUAUAACUAGUUAAUGAACUAAAGAUAAUGAAGAAGGAAAUUGAUAGGAGGUUGUUUAAAUCAGAGACCAUGUAAAAUAUGUAAAUUCUAGUGCCUGAAAUCCUUUCAACAAAUUUUUAUUUAGCAACUGCUCUCUACCAGGUAUUAAACUAGAAACUGGGCACAUAAUAGAGCCUCACAACAUUUAAGUUUUCUUCACUUCUGUUAAUUUCAAGAAACUCUUACUUGUAAGAGGUUGUUUCUCUCUUGGAACUUUUAAUCUGUUUCUUUCUCCCUGAUGUGAAUGUGUUUUUCCCCGAGGUGUAUGUGGUGUAGACAGACAUUCUUCUCUCUUGACUUAGAAUGGUUUACUCCAACAAAACACACUGUGCUGGCCAGCCUUUGUACUUGUCUGCUGUAUACUACAGAUUUUAGUUCUGGACAGUUUUACAGCACAAUAUUUAUUUUGAAGUGAAUAAAAAGUUCACAAGCAGCGUU
Mustela lutreola (European mink) is the source of this 2467-nucleotide messenger RNA. It is a transcript of the gene ERLEC1, whose product is annotated as endoplasmic reticulum lectin 1. The record is from RefSeq and is a predicted model, not a curated record. Gene Ontology annotation, cellular component: endoplasmic reticulum lumen. The transcript is spliced from 14 exons. Gene Ontology annotation, biological process: retrograde protein transport, ER to cytosol; endoplasmic reticulum unfolded protein response. Bases 131 to 1630 code for a protein of 499 amino acids. NCBI's taxonomy places the organism in Eukaryota, Metazoa, Chordata, Mammalia, Carnivora, Mustelidae.